CGGCCGUUCUACAACAUACACAAGGCAACAAGCGUUCUCUAUCUCAACUCCAGCUUCACAAACAUCGCCAACCUCAAAAUAACUGUCAAUUAUUUGUUCUUUCUACCUUCAGCCUGAUUUCAACCUAGAGAACUCGACAAGAGUUUUAACGGCACUACAGAGAUGGCGGCAAGAAUAUUGGUACUGGUGAUGGUGACUGGUGCCGCCGCCCGUUGUCUCCCACACUCUCAAGUUAACGCCCCUACCCUGCCACGUACUACCGUCAACAGGCCUGACCUGGCCGACCCUCAGAUUUACAAGGUUGCCCCACUAGACUCUGAGGUUAACGCCGUUGCCCUGCCACACCCUAAAGUUAACGUCGUUGCCUUGUCACAUCCUGAAGUUAACGCCGUUGCCCUGCCACACCCUAAAGUUAACGUCGUUGCCUUGUCACAUCCUGAAGUUAACGCCGUUGCCCUGCCACACCCUAAAGUUAACGUCGUUGCCUUAUCACAUCCUGAAGUUAACGCCGUUGCCCUGUCACAACCCAAAGUUAAUGCCGCUGCCCUGCCACACCCUGAAGUUAACGCCGCUAUCCUGUCACACCCUGAAGUUAACACCGCUGUCCUGUCACACCCUGAAGUUAAUGCCGCUGCCCUCCCAGGCCCUGAAGUUAAGGCCCGUCUCCGGCCCGAUAUUGCCGCCAACAGCCCUGCCCUGCCCGAUGCUGCCCUUAACAAGUUUACCAGCCCAGUGGUUACAGGAGAUAAAAGUGACAUCAUCAUAAAGCCUGGUGGUUUCAUGAUGAAGCCAAGUAGCACCAUGAGGAAGGCAUAUAGCGCCGUGGUAAGGAUAGGUGGCAUCCAGAACACCCUGAGCACCACAACCCUGGACCCGUUUAUAGAAUACUGCAAGGAAGCGUGCCAGGAGGGUGUGGGAGGACCCGAGUGUAACUGCCCUGACCACCCUAUUGGCUAGUGAGUAGUGACCACCUACUUUACCUCCACCGUCUUGACCUGACCUCUACCAUUUAUGCCAGUGACCUGAACCUUCAUUUUCUUGACCUGACCUCUACCAUCUAUGCUAGUGAUCUGACCUCCAAUAAACUAGCUAACUCCGUCAUCCUCGCUCAUAGGCGGACCAUUCAUGAUCUGACGCAGCAUGAUGUUGAGGGUCGACGACGGUUCAACAAAUGAACUGCUACUAUAUAAAUUAUUAUUAAAUAUUAUGUUAUGAAUAUAUUUUUCUAUGCAAUAAAACACAUAUGUUGUUGUUAGUAAUGUUAAGAUAAUAAACAAUAAGAGAAAAUAA
Molecule: messenger RNA, 1290 nt
Organism: Homarus americanus (American lobster)
Lineage: Eukaryota; Metazoa; Arthropoda; Malacostraca; Decapoda; Nephropidae
Exons: 2
Coding region: 163-957 (264 amino acids)
Source: RefSeq, a predicted model, not a curated record